AUGGGGAGAAAGGCGUCUUGCAUCUCGCUUGUGAUCCUCGCGCUUGUGCUCGCUGCCGCCGACGCGAAGUCCGCGGCUGGCUACAGCGUCGACCAGGCGGCGACGAUGAGGCUGGAGGACGGCGUGGCGCCGGAGCUCGGGGUGGUGACGGCGGUGGACCUGGACGUGCGUCGCCACGUUCUGCACAGCAUCAGCCCACAAUACGUGCGGGAGCCCAGCAGGCCAGCCUGCGUCGAGGGGUGCGGGGCGCCCGGAGAGCGGUACACCGGCCGGGAUUGCAAGAAAAAGUACCAGUGCGGUUAA
Messenger RNA from Triticum turgidum subsp. durum (durum wheat), 303 nucleotides. The record is from the annotation of a GenBank genome assembly. NCBI's taxonomy places the organism in Eukaryota, Viridiplantae, Streptophyta, Magnoliopsida, Poales, Poaceae.